Molecule: messenger RNA, 4437 nt
Organism: Tigriopus californicus
Lineage: Eukaryota; Metazoa; Arthropoda; Copepoda; Harpacticoida; Harpacticidae
Gene: dachs
Product: unconventional myosin-Vb-like
Exons: 10
Coding region: 16-4350 (1444 amino acids)
Biological process (GO): actin filament organization; vesicle transport along actin filament
Cellular component (GO): vesicle; actin cytoskeleton; myosin complex
Molecular function (GO): cytoskeletal motor activity; ATP binding; actin filament binding
Source: RefSeq, a predicted model, not a curated record
GAUGAUCGCCCCUUCAUGAAUGAGGAAAUCAUCAACGACUCUCGCGUGAUAUCUAGUGACAAUCAAUUUAGUCGCAAGUCGAGCACUAAAGGCCAGUCUAACCGCCGAGAGUAUAAAUUCAACAGUCGGAGCGAGAGUAGUCCCUUGAGAAAAUCGAUCUCCCACAACCAUUUCCGUUCGUCCAUCCCCGAUUUGUUUCCGAAGUUUUCCAACAAAGACGAGCGAAAAGGUGGAGGCAGUUGGUCCAAUCCUAGUAGUCCUCGGCUUAGCUGGCGAAGUCCAUUUCGACGAACCAAAAGCGGUGGUGGGCAUCACAAUCAAGGAAGUGGGGCUCAAUUAAAACUGUCCAUACCUAGUCCAAGAUUUGGAAAUACGAGACCUGUUGAUGAACCCAUUUAUAGUGAGCCCUUGACGCCUGUGGCCAAUCAGAUUAAGGCAGCCGGGAAAACCACUCUCUCUCGCCAUUCGCAAUCCACGGAAAAUGUGCCCAUUUCCAGCCAUAUUUAUGACUACUUAGGAUCGAGGCGAUCGGACGCUUGCACGCAAAUCGAAAUCAAGUCAUCUCAUUCUCAAUCAUCUCAUUCUCAGCCUCCUCCUCUUCCGGGGAGAUUGUCACCUCUCCAGAGGAAUCGCCAGGGUAGUCUCAUAUCAGCCUCCUUGUCCUCGAACUCAUCCUUGUCUCAAUCGUCCUCGUCCAAGAAUUUGACAGAUGCCACUUCCAGUGGAGAGGCGUCAAAUCUGCAGAAUCGUUUGCGCACGUUAAGUAAUGGCCUGGUAGGCCUCAGAAACUCAUUGCACGAGAACGGACUUCAAAACCUGGAUUCGGCUGAGCCUCAUCCACCUCCCAUUGAGGCUCCUCAACAAGUACAACAAAACUAUUCCAAUGUCCUUCAAGUUGGGCCAGAUCAAACUGUUGGCUUGGAUAACUUUGCUGGAAGUGCUCCUCAUCUAAAUUUUGGGUCCACAUUCGGUCUGCAAACCGCAGAUGGGUUUAGUACCAUGCGAAGCAUGCAAAGCCAUGUGACGGAAGUUAGCUCUGUGAUGACUGGGAACGUGAGUGACCCGUCAAUCAAUUCCGCUGACGGAGGCCUCGACACCUUCAACCCCGGCGAUAGUGGUGCAAGGGUCUUAGCCAAAGACCACCUGGUUCCUAAUGCUCAACUGUCGCCUCCCCAACCCGUGAAUACAAUUCAACCUAACUACUACAAUAUCCAGCAACCUGCCCCCGUUGUCGCCGGCAAUCAUUCUCGCCAAAGUCCACCUCAACAACUCUUUCCUGCACAUUCAGACUCGAAUCAUGUCAUGAAAGACAACCAAGGAGGAAUCAUGCCUCGUUCUCGUGGCGAUAUUCCGUAUUCUUCUAAUAUACAGAGCCAUGCCUUGCCUCCUCCCCCGCCCAUUCCAAUUGCUGGAGAAGGGGGCGCUUUCAGUCGCAGUGCAGUUCGCCCUCGAACACCCCCCGACGAGAGGAUACGAAAACGGGAAAGGGAUCUCGCUGAUGAGGCCAGGAAAAGCCGGCUAGCCGAAAUUAGCGACCUCAUUCACUUAGAACCGCAAAUGACCGAGGACGCUAUUCUUCGAACACUUCAAGCGAGGUUCUUCAAUCAAAAGUAUCUGACCAAUGUUGGCCCCAUUGUCUUGUCCUUGAACCCAUACCGAGAUAUUGGUAAUCCUCUCACCCUGAGCUCAACUCGGUCGAAUGGAAGUAAUCCAGAAAUUACCAAAGUUAUUCAAGAAGUCAUUCGACUUCAAGGCGAGUCUGGCUAUCCUCAAGCAAUCAUCAUUUCUGGAUCUUGUGGAUCGGGAAAGACACAUACGUCCAUGGUGGUUCUUCGACAAUUAUUCGAAUCGGCUGGAGGCGGAACCGAGACGGAUACAUUCAAACACUUGGCAGCCUCAUUUACAGUUCUAAGAUCAUUGGGAGCUGCCAAGACCACUUCCAAUAGAGAAUCGAGCAGAAUUGGGCAUUUUAUCGAGGUCCAAGUGUCAGACGGAGCUUUAUACCGGACCAAGAUACAUUGCUAUUUCUUGGACCACAAUCGGGUUGUGAAGCCUUUGCCCAUGGAAAAGAAUUAUCACAUCUUCUACCAAAUGUUAGCCGGUCUAACUGAGGAAGAGAAGAAGCAAUUAGGCCUGAGUGGUUUCACGGUAAAGGAUCUCCUCUACCUGAAUAUGGGCGAUACUCGACAAGAUGAAGCUCAAGACGCCCAAAGAUUUGCCGAAUGGAAAGCCAAUUUGGCCGUUUUGGGGAUCCCUUUCAUGGAUGUUAUUCGAGUAAUGAGUGCCAUUUUGUUACUCGGAAAUGUGGAGUUUGCUCCCCGGGCCACCGAAGAGAGCUAUGACGUGGAGAUUAUUGGCAAAGAAGAGCUAAACUCUGUGAGCAGCCUCUUGGGCAUUCCCACCAGCUUACUUUGCCAAGGGCUCACCUCUCGCACCCAUUCUGUUAGAGGACAACAGAUGAAAUCAUUGUCAGAUGCAAACUUGUGCAAUGCGACGAGGAAUGCCCUAGCUAAAGCCUUAUAUUGUCGAACGGUGGCCACGAUUGUAAGACGAGCGAACAGCAUCAAACGACCCAUUGGCCCUUUAUCGGGAACCAUGAGCUCAGGAUCGAAUGAAUCGGUUCACCAUGAGUUGGCCAGUCAUCAUGCUUCAACCAUAGGAACAGCAGGAUCCAAAAAAUCCAACAAGUCGAUGGCCAUGCUCAACAACGCUGUCCGACAUGCUACCGACGGAUUCAUUGGGAUCCUGGACAUGUUUGGAUUUGAAGAUAGCAAACCCAGUCAAUUGGAGCAAUUAUGCAUCAACUUGUGUUCGGAAACCAUGCAGCAUUUUUACAAUACGCAUAUUUUCAAAUCAAGCAUCGAGUCUUGCCGUGAGGAGGGCAUUGCCAUGGACGUCAAUAUUGAAUACGUGGACAACGUCCCAGUAAUUGAUCUCAUUUCUUCUUUGCGCUCCGGUCUUCUGAGCAUGUUGGAUGUGGAGUGUUCAGUCCGAGGAUUUCCCGAAACUUACGUCCAAAAAGUGAAAGUACAACAUAAGGACAACCGGAAACUCUUCCAACCCAAGCACUGUGAUAUUAAUAGGACAUUUGGCAUCACCCAUUACACCGGACAGGUGGUUUACGACACGUCGGAUUUCUUAGAUACCAACCGAGAUGUGAUUCCCGAUGACUUGGUGUCAGUGUUUAGCCGAGGCAUAUGCAAUUUUGGAUUCGCCACCCAUCUGUUUGGGAAUGAGAUCAAGGCCAUGUGUAGCCAAGGUGGGGGAGAAAUCGUACCCAGGGGCGUCAGUUUUCGAAUCUCGCCAACUUCCCAUCCCGAGCUCUUGAAUGGGGAUGAACCCGUUUCCACACUGACCCAAGAUUUUCACACUCGUCUCGAUAACCUGUUGCGGACCUUGGUUCACGCUAAGCCUCAUUUCAUCCGAUGUGUUAGACCAAACGGAAGCGACUCUCUGACCGAGUUUGAUCGAAACUUGGUGGUCCACCAAAUACGUUCUUUGCAAAUCUUGGAGACUGUUCAUCUCAUGGCCAAAGGGUUCCCGCAUCGGAUGAGGUUCAAGGCCUUCAACGCUAGGUACCGGGUCUUGGCGCGAUUCAAUCAGCUAUAUCGCGCCGAUGAAAAAGCCGUCGAUGAUUGCGAAAUCAUCCUGGAUUGUUAUGUUCGAGAGCUGCGAGCCAUGGCUCCGGACACUUUACCUCAGAAUACAUCUUGGGCCCAUGGUCGCAAACAUGUGUUUCUCAGUGAGGGUGCACGGCAGCAAUUGGAGCGCAUUCGUGAAGAACGCCGAAACAACGCAGCCCUUCGUAUUCAAUGCUUGUGGAGGGCUUGGACCGUUCGAAGGCGAACACAUGGGCGAUUAGCUCAAACUGGACGAGGAUUGAACGUUCAACCCACCCCGACUAAUGCUAAUCUGAAUCAAGCAGGGCCGUGCUUUCCAUCCCAUUGGGAUCCUAAAUUCAACAAUGCUCAAAACGCACGCGUGUCCACGCGACGGCCUCGUCCACAACCAAUCUCUGGAACCCCUCCUCCCGAUCUCAUGCAAACCGAUCGAUGUGAUUUAAAGAUUAUACAACAAACUUGCGCUCUGUUUGGCCUAGAUUUGGAACGACCCCCACCAAUACCUCCCAGUCGGUCUUACUCAAUAGUGAGUGGGAAGAAAGUGACUUUUCCACAAACCAGGUUGAUGAAAAUGCAGUAUCCUGAUAAUGGUAAAGGCGAUAUUUUGCUCCUCAAAGGGGAUGCCAUCGUUGUUUUGGGCGUGUCGACGCGAAGAGGACACCUCAUAGUUGAAAAGAUGAAUCAAACCCUGCAUGUCCCCUUUCAUUAUCUUGAAAUGGGACCGCUCUGACGAGCAGGCCGAAACUCGCUGGUGCCAUAGAAACUUGCCUACGAUUCAAACAAAUUCUUUGAAUGAAUAAACGAUCAUGGUUGUUUA